Molecule: messenger RNA, 1784 nt
Organism: Anolis sagrei ordinatus
Lineage: Eukaryota; Metazoa; Chordata; Lepidosauria; Squamata; Anolidae
Gene: BAIAP2L2
Product: BAR/IMD domain containing adaptor protein 2 like 2
Biological process (GO): actin crosslink formation; plasma membrane organization; actin filament bundle assembly
Cellular component (GO): nucleoplasm; cytosol
Molecular function (GO): protein binding
Source: RefSeq, a predicted model, not a curated record
GAAGUGGAUUCCCGAGUGUCUCUGAGGAUUCUUCAUCUUCUCAACACUUCCAUUCGUUGUGUGAAAGGACUGCUGGGUCCCCAUCGAAAACUUGGAGGGAAUGGAGCAAUCCUACAGAUCGACCAUCUCUAUCUAUAAGAGUAUUCUAGAGCAGUUCAACCCAACUCUGGAGAAUCUGAUAUAUCUUGGUAACAAGUAUGUGCGAGCUUUUCGUGCAUUAUCAGAGGCUGCAGAAGUCUAUUUCUCGGCAAUCCAAAAGAUUGGGGAACAAGCCCUACAGAGCUCCACCUCACAAAUACUGGGUGAAAUAUUGAUACAGAUGUCUGACACCCAAAUGCACUUGAACCGCAACCUGGAAGUAGUAGCACAAACCUUUCACGUGGACCUACUGCAGCAUAUGGAGAAAAACACCAAGCUGGACAUGAACUUCAUCAAUGACAGUCGGCAACGAUAUGAGAAGGAAUACCGGCGCAGAGCUGCCAACAUAGAUAAAUGCAUGUCGGAUCUCUGGAGAAUGGAGAGAACUCGAGACAAGAAUGCCCGGGAGAUGAAGGAGAACAUGAUGCACCUGCACACAGAGAUGGAAGCUUUUGUCAACGAGAGUCAACAGUCUGCUGAAUUGGAGGAGAAACGGCGUUAUCGUUUUCUAGCAGAGAAGCACCAGCUGCUCUCCAAUACUUUCCUACAGUUCUACACCAGGGCCCGGGUCAUCCUUCAAAGCAAGGUACCACUGUGGAAGGAGCAGCUGGAGGCCACCCGCAAUCCUACCCAGAACUUGCUUUCCACAGCCCACAGCCCGGGUCACCCAAGUGGCCGCUUGACUCCCACUCACAUGGAGAUGCCUCCAAGGCCCCUGAGUGAUUUCAGUUCUGUAACAGCAGGACGAAGUCUCAGCCCUUUUCCUCAGGAGACCAUAGAAGCGUUGACUUCCCCUCAACCAGAACCAAGAAGGAGACCUAUCUCAAGAACUCCAUCUGCUGGUUCCCUCUCCACUGGUCAACGUUCCCGUUCUAGUUCCUUGGGAGAGAAGACAACAGGAAGAGGAGAAGUGGGAACUAAAGAAGGGAGCAGGAGCACUGGGCAGAGAGUCCAAGCAAUAGCAGCUCAUGUCUCUGGCUCCAACCAGACCCUUUUGCAAUUCAGCGUUGGGGACAUUGUCACCGUGCUGAUACCGGAUGCACAAAAUGGUUGGUUGUAUGGGAAGCUGGAAGGUACAUCCAUGAGUGGCUGGUUUCCAGAGGCUUUUGUGAAAACACUGGAGGAAACAAGAGACCCCGAGGAGAUAGCAACAAGAGCCUUCCCUCUGCGGAGCACUCACAGCAAUGAGGACCUCCUGGAUCGACCUAGCGCCCCUCCUGACCACUGGCACAACCACAGCCGGCCCCAGUCUCCAAGCCCUUCUCUUCCAUUGAUGGCAGGCAGCCGACGGAGCAGCACGAGUAAUGCAUCAAGCACCACAGACCCCAAGAAGCCGGCAGGAUGGGAGCAUCCUCCGGAGCUGUUCCCCAAAGGCACCAACCCUUUUGCCACGGUCAAACUGCGCCCAACUGUGACCAAUGAUCGAUCAGCGCCCAUCGUCAAGUGAAAGCUGGCUAUGGAUUUGGGUCAUUGGUGGCAGUCAAAGAUGUACAGGACGCUUCUUCGUCUUGAACAUGGGUCAACACCAUGUGCAGAAUGGAUUCUCUUAAGUGAAAAUGGGGCAGACUUUGAGCCUGACAUAUUGUACCUGCUUUGAUCUGGGACUUUGGUUCUUUUUGCUACAUUCUUUUUGAACAGGGUUGGGA